This is a messenger RNA of Archocentrus centrarchus (flier cichlid), 8920 nucleotides long. It is a transcript of the gene tcf4, whose product is annotated as transcription factor 4. NCBI's taxonomy places the organism in Eukaryota, Metazoa, Chordata, Actinopteri, Cichliformes, Cichlidae. The transcript has 20 exons. Bases 668 to 2761 code for a protein of 697 amino acids. Gene Ontology annotation, biological process: regulation of transcription by RNA polymerase II. Gene Ontology annotation, molecular function: DNA-binding transcription factor activity, RNA polymerase II-specific; protein dimerization activity; RNA polymerase II cis-regulatory region sequence-specific DNA binding. Gene Ontology annotation, cellular component: chromatin; transcription regulator complex. The record is from RefSeq and is a predicted model, not a curated record.
CCGAAGCUGUGCCAGACGCACAUGGGAUCCGUGCUGCGUACCCGGGGAUCUUCAGCACCCGCAGCCGAGCGGAGGGCACCGUCAGCCCGGUCAGGAGGAGCGCUCAGCCUGCCUGGACUCUUCCGCUGACGCAAAACAAACGCACACACACACACACACACAGACACACACAGAGAGAACAAACACUACACAUUUCGGAGGUGAUAUUUUCCCUGCCUGAGACACAACGUGUUAUUUAUUUAUAUCGUAUGUGAGCCUGUCAGUCAGCCGCGGCGGACAAACUGCGUGUUAGCGCGGGGAGGUCGGACUUGUUUGGCAGGGGGAAAACACACUAAAACACACGCGAAAAGACUCCCGUUCUGUCGCCCCCCUUCUUUUAUUUCCUGUCAGUUUUUUUUUCUUGCGAUUUAUUUCCUGCUGCCAAACCAGGAACCCGGGACUGAGCCCUUACUCCGAGGAUGAAAGAAAACUAGAUUUGUGAUCGAGGCUUUGAGGUUGUUUUACUGGAUUUAUUUCGCUGUGGAGGAAAAGCGAUCCGGGAGCGGAGCGGUGCGCAACAAAAAAGAGCCGAGGUCUUCCUCCUCUCUUCUCUCCCUCCCUUCUAUCUCUCCAUCUAUCAAUCUGUCUACCCAUCCUCUUCUAUCUAUCUGUCUCUCCAUUUGUUUCCAUGUUUUUAGGUCCGUGCGAUUUUGCUAAAAUGCAUCAUCAACAGCGGAUGGCAGCUUUGGGAACAGACAAGGAACUGAGUGACUUACUGGAUUUCAGCGCGAUGCGAAACAGCGAUUUGAAAAUGUUCCCAACAUCCAUGAUGUUUUCCCCUCCUGUUAGCAGUGGAAAGAACGGGCCGACCUCCCUGGGGAGUGGACAUUUCUCCGGCUCAAAUAUGGAGGAGAGGUCGGGUUCAGCAUCAUGGGCAAGUGGAAGUCGUUCUUCCAAGAGUUACGCGGAUGGGUCUCAGUACAUGACGUCACAUGACAGCCUCUCACCUCCGUACGCCAACUCCAGGGUAUCAGGUAAAACAGAGAGGAGUUUGUACUCAUACGGCAGAGAGUCCAACCCACACUGCCAUCAGUCCAUACUGGGUGGCGAGUUGGGCUUGGGGAGUCCCGGCGCGGCGUCGCCCACUAAGCCUGCCGGUCAGUACUACCAGCACUACGGCUCCAACCCGCGGAGGAGAGCGCUGCAUAUGGACGCCAUGGAAAUUCAGACAAAAAAAGUGCGGAAGGUCCCUCCCGGCUUGCCGUCCUCGGUGUACGCUCCGUCUGCCAGCACAGCCGACUACAACAGGGACUCACCGGGUUAUCCCUCCUCCAAACCUCCCAGUGCUGGCUUCCCAAGCUCUUUCUUUAUGCCAGAUGGUCAUCACAGCGGCGACCCCUGGAGCAGCAGUAGUAGCACUAUGAGCCAGCAAGGUUACCACGGCAGCAUGCUGGGAGGCGGGAAUUCAGCCCACGGUCCUGCCCAGAGCUCCUCCUACUGCGGGAUUCACCCUCACGACAGACUGAGCUACCCGUCUCACUCGUCUGCAGAUAUCAACUCCAGCCUUCCUCCCAUGUCCAGCUUCCACAGAGGGGGAGGGGGCGGGGGCGGGGCCAAUCACUACAGCACCGCUUCUUGCACUGCCCCUACCAACGGAACAGACAGCAUCAUGGCUAACCGAGCACAGAGCGGAGCAGCCAGCAGCUCUCAGACAGGAGACGCCUUAGGGAAAGCACUCGCAUCGAUCUAUUCUCCUGAUCACACGAACAACAGCUUCUCUUCUAAUCCUUCCACCCCGGUCGGCUCCCCGCCCUCCCUCACAGCUGCCAGUUCAACCGUCUGGUCGAGGAAUGGAGGGCAGGGAGCGUCAUCGCCAAACUACGAGGCUCCACUGCACUCUCUGCAAAGUCGCAUCGAGGACCGUCUGGAGCGUUUGGACGAUGCCAUCCACGUACUGCGGAGCCACGCCGUGGGACCGUCGACGGGUAUGGGCAGCGGUCACGGCGACAUGCACAGCCUCAUCGGGGCUGCACACACGCACAAUGGCGCCAUGGGUGCUCUGGGCAGCGGAUACGGAACGGGGCUGCUAUCGGCUAACAGACACUCCCUCAUGGUGGGCUCUCACAGAGAAGACGGCGGCAGCGUGGGCGGUUUGCGUGGAGGACAUUCGAUGGGGGGUCAGGUGCCGGUGCCUCAGCUGCCGGUUCAGUCGGCCACCUCGCCGGACCUCAGCCAGCCCGACCCGUACCGCGCUUUGUCCGGAGGCCUUCAGGGCCAGAGCACCUCCUCCGUCAGCUCAGAGAUCAAGUCUGAGGACGAAGGAGACGAGAACCUCCUGCAGGACUCGAAGGACCCCAAGAAGGAGGACCCAGACAGCAAGGAGCUCAAAGCUAUUGAGAGCAACAAUGACGAUGAGGACCUGACUCCAGAGCAGAAGAUGGAGAGGGAGAGGGAGCGAAGGAUGGCCAACAACGCGCGGGAGCGUCUUCGCGUCCGCGACAUCAACGAGGCGUUCAAGGAGCUGGGCAGGAUGGUCCAGCUGCACCUGAAGAGCGACAAACCUCAGACAAAGUUACUGAUCCUGCACCAGGCCGUGGCCGUCAUCCUCAGUCUGGAACAGCAAGUCCGAGAGCGAAACCUGAACCCAAAGGCGGCCUGUCUAAAGCGCCGCGAGGAGGAGAAGGUCACCGUGACAUCAGACGGGACUCCCCUCUCACUGGCCGCAGCGCACCACUCCGCCGCCGCCAUGGGCGACGGGCCGAACCCCAUGGGACAAAUGUAAAACGCAGCAACAUCUCCUCCCCCCUGAAUGGUCCAAGGUGCCAGAGUUCAUCAAGAUGAUGAGUGACCACUUCCUCUGAAGGCAUUUCCAUGACAACCCGGCAAUCGAUCAAAACCGUCGUUGCUUCAGCCUGACCAAUCAGUUUCUCUGGAACCCCAACCUGACCAAUCAGAUCAGCCUUUUUCUCUCCUCUCGUCUGUCGUCUCUGAUCCUCCUCUCUGUCAUCGUCUCCUUCUUCUGUCAAGAACACAAACUGCGGCGUCGCGUUAGUCGCUUUCGUCACUUUGCAUCUCCAGCUGAAGCGAACUGGAUGCUUCUUCGCGGAGACCCGAGAAACGGCCGCUGUAACAUGGCUGCUAUGAAGCGGCAGCUUUUGACACAAAGUGACAGCAAUGGACGAGUCUUUGGAAUCACAUCACCUGAGAAACUUCUUCUUGUGCUACAUGUUUUAUCAGCAUUCCCAGUUUUAAAGAACAAAAGGGUUCUAUAUAAAUAUAUAUAGUAUAUAUAUAUAAUUAUAUAUAUAUAUAUAUGAGAAAAGGAAAAUUAACAAAACAUUUAUACUGCGCGCGGGCAGUGAGGAGGGAAGGGGUUGGGGAGGGAUGUUCAGAAUGACACAAAACAUAUCACAAAGUGUUUAAAGAGAUUUUUUUUUUAAACAAAAGCAACAUUGCGCAGCUGUGGCUGAAUGCAGCUCCAGCGCAUCUCUGACUGAAUGGCAAUCUAACGCCACACUGUGGAUGAAGCUGUGCCUGAUCUCCUCUUGGAUGCAAACCAGUCAGAUAGAUACACACGGAGAAGCAGAGGAAACAAAACUAAGAAAUGAACACAGGCUGCACACUCAGACACAAACCUUAAGCAAAUUUCCAACUACAAAUUAAAAUGAAGGAAAGAUUAGGAAAGCCAAAUGUGUUGCAAUCCUACAGCUUUUCAGAGGUGCUUGAAUUGCUGACUGAUCUGAAUGAAAACUUUGCAAAUGCUUGACUAUCAUAGGUGUCCAGAAAGAAGCAGGGCCAACCAAGAAGUCGUGACUUCUUCUUCCCUUUCUAAUGCAUUCCCUUACAAAGUGCAAACAUUUGCAUUGUCAGUGUAAAACAGACCUGAACAUUAGAGCUCCUUGCUGGUACCCACAUUGAAGUUUUGGAGACUGCAAACUUGUGUGAAGUUGUUGUGUGAACAUAAAUCCAAAAGCCAGGAUAUUUGUUCCCAUAUGGGCCGUGUGUAUCUACUGGGAGGAAGAGAAUCAAUCACUCAAUCAAUCAGUGAGUGACUCCAGAGGGACUGGGGAAUAUUGAUGAAUUACAAUAGAUAGGCAGAAAGGAGAAUGAUGCAGAAAAGUUACUUUUAAAUGCGGCAGGAAGGAAAGGCUUUGUUGACAUCCUUGUUUUUAGAUUGUUGUUGUGAGUUCAAAUUAGAGAAAGAGCUGCAGAGCAAACAUUCUGAAUCAGUCAGAUAUCUAAUGGUGAAGUUUGAGUAUCCGGGCUGUCACUGAAAUGGAAGGAUUGCUGAGCAGAUGGUUGCGGGGACAGACAGAUGACAGGAAAGAUUUUUCAAUUGAGGAAGUGGGUUAGAGCCGGCCUGAUCACUGGAGUGAGUUCUAUUCCAUGUUUAGCACAUUCCCUGAAGGCCUGAACGCUGAGAGUUGGUGUAAAGGGGAGCAAAAGCUAGAGAGCAAAGGGAAAGCAGAGAAUCCAAUGGUCUCAAUGACUGAUGACGCUGCAGGGGAAGCAAGGGAACAAUCAUCCGGGCGAGGGGGUGUAUAAUUCUUUUCUAGGGUGCAAGCAGCAGCAGUCAAAGCAUUCCUGUGUUGGGUUCAUUUGAUUCCCUCAUUUCCUGGUUGAUCAUAACCCUAAACAUCUAACCCGCCUUCCAGCCUCAGAGAGCUUGGGUAGGGGGGACUUUCCACUUGCUGACAGGGAAUGACUCUGUGGCCUUUCAUCCACAAGCAAAAGUAGUUUUCCACACCUCUUGGUGAAGAACUCCAAGGGUGAAGACAUUUAGAAACUGCUUGCAGUGAUGGACAGCGAAAUCAGAAGUUUUGACUUGUUACAUUAAUGCUUCCAAUUGGCAAACAUGGUUUAGGGUUAGCCUGUUGGUUUGGCAUGCUCUUAACAGUCCUUCAGUUGUGGAUGAUCGUGUGGAUGGGGUUGGGGGCAUUGUUUUGACAAUGAAAAAUUGAGCUGGUUUGCCAGUUUUUGUUUUGUUUUUUUUGAAAAACCUUUAUUUUACCAGAUAAAAUGUUUGAGAACCAGUUCUCAUUUACAAACAUGACCUGGCCCAGAGGCCCCAAUAGAAUCAGGUCCACCAGACCUGGUGUUGCAUGGAUGACUGCCAGCAUUUUGAACAGCCUUUGGGUUUUUAGGGCAGCACACUGCCUAAAUGCCACCAGAACUGGAUCAGGAGUCCUGUUAGAGACAGUGAGCAGCCUGAUUCCUCACCCGGACCGGGGAACACCGAAGCAGCAGGUCGUGUUCCAGCAUAGCGGCUCAAUUGCAGCACAGUUGGUGCUUCUGAACCAGACGAGCAAAUGUGAGGAGACUGCCUGCUUUGUCUUUAGCAUUAGCUGCACUUAAACAGCUCUGAAUCUAGUGUUGGACUCAGACUCAAAGCAUCCCGUAACCGGACAUGCCUGAUAAAUCCAUGCUAGCCCUAACAUAGAUUCCGUUUAGGAAAGUUAAUUGAAAUAUGUGAAAUUAUAUCAGUUAUAACCAGAAUAGUUGUUUCUACAUAUGGGUUGUCCAAUUGGCAAGCCUGACCAAUAAUGUGUUACUUCAGUGUUUCAAAGUGUGUUCAGUACCUGCCAGGUUUCAUGAUUUGGCAUGUGACAAGUCCUGACAGCAUGUCAAAGGUCGUGACCACUCAAGUAAGAAUGGGAGUUAGUAGAUCAAUCGAGGGUAGUCGUAAUAUCUGCAGGAACUGCGGUGUCCGUCUGGAAGUCCCCCUUCACCAAGGAUCGAACCGCGGUUUGAACCCCUCUCAGUUCGAGCCUCUGUUUAAUCCCCAGUCCCAGUGCGCUGCUGACCCUAGCCUUAUGAGCCCUGAACCAGAGCCCAUAGCCCCUCUUGCCAGCCUCUUACCCCACUUAAGCGGUCCCACAGAUGCAAUUUGAACAUUCACACUUCUACCAAUGUGCCUUUUUAGAGUUCAUAUCAUUCGAGUUGCCAGAGGAGGACAUUUACCUGGUCUUUUAAUAGGAUGCAAGCUUAGGGAAACCUGUUCUUAGUCGUUAGGUUCUAUGCAGUCAGGUUUUUUACCAGACCUGGGAAUUUAAAAAAAGCUAAAAAGGAAAAAAAAAGUAUUUUUUGGAUAAAAAAAAACAAACAAACUAAACUGUAUUUAAUGUACUGUACGCUUAUAUGUAAGUAGACAGCGUGUUCUGGCUUCCAGCCAAUGGGACAGUUGCUUGAUUUAGCAAGACUAGCCCCCGUCCCAGUCCUCCCCAUCCCCCAAAGUCCUCCAUAACUCCUGCCCCACUUUCCUGUUCCGAUCCCCAGCCCUGUUUCCACGGUGAACAACGCGUCUCUUCUUGUAUUAUAGCUUAUCAGCUUUUUAUCAAUAUUUGAUCGGCUUGUCUAUAAGCCAAUGUAGUCUUCAGUACAAAGUGUGUGGUUGUAUGUUGUAAAACUAAUUUUCUUUUUUUGUUCCCCCUCCCUCUCUCGUUCUCUCUCUCUCUCGCUCUCUUUUAUAAGAAGAAUCUUUUCUCUUAUUACUUUUUUUGUCUGUUCUGGUUUACAUGUCUAUUACAGAAAAUGUAAAAAAAAAACAAACAAACAAAAAAGACAAACACACAAAAAAAUAGACACAAUUCGCUAUCCGGCAGCAUUGUUAACUGUCGGCGGUCAUUUUGACACCGUUCAAAUUCUACCCAAUCAACAGGAAGGCACGGAAACUGGAAAAGAAUCUAUUUGAAUAAAUCAAUCUAUAUAUAAAUGUACAAAAAAUAUAUACAUUAUAUAACGAGGGUGCCGUUUUCUGUUAUUUUUUUAAUUUUCCGUUACAAAAGGAGUGUUUGCUUGGCGAGGAGUUCGUUUCUCAAAGACUGAAGCGGCGGGAGUUGGCGAGGCCCCUCAGUGUUAUAAAUUUUCAACUGACUUCGUUAUAUUCUCCGUUGUUGCCGCCCUCUUGACUCGUACGGCACCGGCGCAGGACAAAAUGGGACCGGAGUUCCAUCAGCUCCAUUCACUGCUAUCUAUCCAAGGCGACAACAACACACAGACAUUUGUAAAUUGUAUGCAACAAAAUGGCAAACUUUACCAUUAUUUUGAAAUUGUGUAUGUAAAAGUUAUAUUUUUACAUGUAGACUGUUGUUAUUUUGUGUUUUAGAAAUAUGUUGUAUUGGUUUUUUUCUUUUGUUAAAAGAUGAAAAAGUAAAAUUCAGUGUGUGUUGAAAAAAAAUGUGUCACAUUGAAAAUGUAGUGAGGUCAAAAGUUCAGAAAUCUGUUUUUUUUUAUUAUUAUUAUUUUUCAAUAUUAUGUUUAUAUCUGUGGGGGGAGGGGGGGCAUUUUUGAGGGUUAGAGGGAGGAAUCAGAAAUCAUGAAAGGUAAAUGACAUUAAUUCGCCAUGCCUCAUGACAUUACCAUUUUUAGUUGUAUUUUUUCGCAAAGAUAUGUGUAAAUAGCCAUCAGCCAUUUUCUGUGGGGUGAAGAUUUGCCAGUGAGACACGAUGAUCAUGAUGAUGAACUUGUUUUUUGAUUUCUUUUUUUAGUGCGGUCGUAUUCGUCCGGUUACAGUAGCCAGGUGCCAAGUUUUAGUUUCGAUCAGUGGUGCUCAGUACUGUUUGUGGUUUUGGCUGGCAACAUCUGAAGUGUAAGUCAAAUUGUCGUCUCCGCUCGCACCAAGCAUCACUUGUAUCAGAGCCAAUGUUAGCCAUUUUUUAUUUAGAUUUUUAGAAAAGAAAAAAAUGUAUUCAAAUUUUUUGCAAUAACAAAAAAUUGAAAAUUUGAAGCGUAAGUGAUGAAAAACUCUUGACUGAGGUACCCAAAGAGUGUUCACAGAUGCAAUUGAUUUUGGCGCCCCCUGGAGGUUGUGAGCCAGCUCUGACUCCUUUGUGUUUAUUUUUCUUAAGAUGGGAUGUAAAUGUUCAUUACAAUGAAACACCUUCAGCACCUGAUUCAAGAUUAACGGGAACAUUUUUUUUGGACAUUGGAGCUUUGCCCUAGUUACACAGCCCCCCACCCCCACCCCCACCCCCAGCAACCACAGGCCGUUUCUUUAUGUGCAUUCCCCAACUGGUUGCGAAUAGUUGCUCAAGGCUGCUAGCUUAAUUUGGUUGCAAAGAGUUUUAUGGUGUUGUACUGAAAACGUUCUUGUAAGUGCUUUGGCCGCUAGCAGAUUGCCAUAGUAGUUGCAGUUUGUGUAAAAGAUGCAAAUUUGUUUGCAAACGGCCGCCAAAUGCUUGCUGAACGGUCAUGGAACUGUGAAAGGUGAGAUGCAAAGUGCACAGAUGCACAGCUGUUACUUUGAAGGCAAACAGUGUUGCACUUUUUCAAGUUUCACUGCCGCUCGGCAAGUGUUUGCAGACAACUCGACAUCCUCCACGCAAAGUACGGGUGACUAUGGCGAUCUAGGGACCAAAGCAGAGACGAGGAGGUCACCGAGGGGCAGCCAGCAACCACUCGCCAACCGAUCGGGGAAUACGCAUCUUUCCCAAUUGACCAGAGAUUGUCAGGAGGUUGCCAACCUGUCUCUCGGCCUGUGUGUGACUGAGGACUAAUAAAAAGAAGCAGGUCAUCAGCAAAUAAUCGUAUCAGCUAUUUCCCCAAAAAGAACUCCGAUGUUUCAGUCAUUUGUUUUUAGUGUUUGCCAUUGAAAUUGAGCUUUUAGUCAACAGGAAAAGCUGCUUGGAAUCGGACCUAGGUUAAACACUAGGAUUGAAUUUGUCAGUGCAAGUGCUAAAUGUAUUUUUUAAGUAACGUUAUUUUUGCGAUGCUUCAUUUCAUAUUUUCUCUUUGUUGUAUAAUCGAGUCAUCUCCAGAAUUACAGUACCUUCAUUUUUUUGUUACCCCUGGUGUUUUUAUUAGCCAAAAUGUUAACUUUUUCGUUUCUUUUUCCUCCUUGUUGUACAUACACACCUCAUUUCUCUUUUUCAGUGACUGUGCCAUGAGCUUUGUAAUCUGUUACUCUGUACCAGUUUUACUGCAAUAAUGAGUUGAAUUCAAA